AUGACACAAUCCGAGGGCGCCGAGCUCAAGAAGGGCAAGAAGACCAAGCACAGCCACCCCAACGGUCUCAGCGGAUCCAGCGACGGAAGCGAUGCCGAGACCGCGAGCCAGGCCAGCAGCAGCAAGCGGGGCAAGAAAGACAAGUCGAAGCGCAAGCGCGAGGGCGACGACGCCGAGCUCAACGGCAACUCCAAGAAACAUCGUCGUCCCAGCUUGAGCCGUCCGGCUCGCGAUCCCAGGGAUACCACAUCCUCCUCCUCCAAGAAGGUGAAGAAGCCCAAGAACGAGGGCGCCGUGACGAGGUCACCCAGCCCCGUUAUUGACUUUGAUGGCCUGAGUCGCCCGAGCAUUGGAACUCGCGAGCGACUUGAGGAGAGCCCGGAGCAGGCCGCCGCGAGACUUGAGAAGCUCAAGGGCGCCGUCCGCACCAUUCUCGAAUGCGUCGGCGAAGACCCCGACCGGCCCGGUAUCCUCGACACCCCGAGACGCUACGCCGAGGCCAUGCUCUUCUUCACCAAGGGCUACCAGCAAAACGUUCGCGACAUUGUCAACAACGCCAUUUUCCAGGAGGGCCACAAUGAGAUGGUCAUUGUCAAGGAUAUUGAGAUCUUCAGUCAAUGCGAGCACCAUCUCGUUCCCUUCACAGGCAAGAUGCACAUUGCCUACAUCCCCAAGAACCAAGUCAUUGGCCUGUCCAAGAUCCCGCGCAUUGCCGAGAUGUUUGCCAGACGUCUCCAGAUUCAGGAGCGCUUGACCAAGGAGGUGGCCAACGCUAUCAUGGAGAUCCUGAAGCCUCAGGGUGUUGCUGUUGUCAUGGAGUCCAGCCACCUGUGCAUGGUCAUGCGCGGAGUGCAGAAGACGACCACCAGCACAAUUACCAGCUGCGUGCUCGGCGCAUUCGAAAAGAAGGAGAAGACCAGGAACGAGUUCCUCAGCCUGGUGGGUCUGAAGACAUAG
Colletotrichum chrysophilum is the source of this 957-nucleotide messenger RNA. RefSeq names its product GTP cyclohydrolase 1 (gene GCH1). NCBI's taxonomy places the organism in Eukaryota, Fungi, Ascomycota, Sordariomycetes, Glomerellales, Glomerellaceae. Gene Ontology annotation, biological process: tetrahydrobiopterin biosynthetic process; tetrahydrofolate biosynthetic process. The transcript has 3 exons. The record is from RefSeq and is a predicted model, not a curated record. Gene Ontology annotation, cellular component: cytoplasm. Bases 1 to 957 code for a protein of 318 amino acids. Gene Ontology annotation, molecular function: GTP cyclohydrolase I activity; zinc ion binding; GTP binding.